AUGGAUCCGAGGUAUGACAUUCCGCGGAGGGCCGCCGCCGGCGGUGGCGGCGGGGGCUCCGCGAAUUCGUCCCCCGCUUUGGGGGCUCAGUCACGCCGCAGGAAGAUGCCUCCCAGACCCGCUGAUUUCAAACUUCAGAUCAUUAUAAUUGGCUCUCGCGGUGUUGGUAAAACAAGUCUCAUGGAGAGAUUUACCGACGACACUUUCUGCGAAGCUUGCAAGUCGACCGUAGGAGUUGACUUCAAAAUCAAGACAGUUGAGCUGAGAGGGAAGAAGAUUAGACUACAGAUAUGGGAUACUGCAGGCCAGGAGAGGUUCAACAGCAUCACGUCAGCCUACUACAGAGGAGCCAAGGGAAUUGUGCUUGUGUAUGAUAUCACAAAACAAGAGACCUUUGAUGACCUUCCCAAGUGGAUGAAAAUGAUAGACAAGUAUGCCUCAGAGGAAGCAGAGCUUCUGCUUGUCGGGAACAAGCUGGACUGUGAGACUGAUCGCAUCAUCUCCAGGCAACAAGGAGAGAGGUUUGCCUCUCGAAUAAGUGGAAUGCGCUUCUGCGAAGCUAGUGCAAAGGAUAAUUUUAAUGUGGAUGAAAUCUUCCUGAAACUUGUGGAUGACAUUCUUAGCAAGAUGCCUCUGGAAGUUCCCAACAAGGAGCUUUCCAACAGUGUCCUGUCUCUGCAGCCUGAACCGGAAGUGCCACCGGAGUUGCCCCCUCCUCGCAUGCGCUGUUGCUGAGAUUCAGAGUGGUUUCCCACCCUAUCUAUACACACACGCAUACAUACAUACACACACGCACACAGCUCACACAUGCAGAAUACCAAUCUGGCCGGCAGGGGGCAGCACACAGCAGCAUUUUGGAAUCGUCGGCUGCUGCUGAAAAGCGUGGACUCUCUUUAAACAACCAGUGUUAUCUUCCCCUGAUUAUUCUCCUGUUUUGUAACUGUACACUAUGACCUGCACCACACUAACACUUAGGCCUGAAGAAUCACCCACUUCCUUCCACCUUUCUGUCAACACUUGACCCAGACUACCUCAUUGCUCAGAUGGUUAGGCUAGCUGUGCCCAGCAGGUGCCUUCCAAGUAGAGUCCUCUGGUAGCAGUUGCACUUUUUUUUUUUUUUUUUUUGAGGAGGGCGAUUACUGAGGGCCUUACAGCUUGUUUGCUUCUGGUUGUCUUUUGUCAUCACACCAAGUUUAACAUUGUCUGAGUUGGGUCUGUUAUCUGCAUUUUCUAGCUCACAGAAAAGGGAUGGCAGCAUCUCACAGCUCCCCUGCUUAGUUUAAACUCCCAAUCUGCAGGUACAUAGUUUUAGUGUAGUUUUGUGUGCUUAUUAAAAUGUAUGGUUUCAGAAUGACACAAAGUAAACAAAAGCACAUGGUGUAAAUAUAGUGUGUUGCUGUAAUGACUGGACAUGGUGCAGAUGGUUGUGGCCAGCAGUGGGGGGCUGUGUCGUGGUGAUAUCAUAUCAGCUUAUAUUGCUUUGCCUUAAUAGUAUUAAAGUGGCUGGAACAGCUCCUUUCAAAUGUGUAUAAAUUGUAAUUUUUGCACUACAAUCCAUUUUUCCUAGUUAAGCUGACAUGCAGAAAUGGAAAGUACAUGGCAUAUAGUUUAGCACUAAUAAAGAUCGAUCUCGCCGCAGCAGUGGCCACUCUGAACUCUUCCAUGGCCAAUGGGGAUGCAAGGACAGAUGGGUAAUGUAGUCUUUGUACAAGGGAAUUCUCCCUGUGUGUGUGGCCGGUAUAUCAGAGAAGAAAGUGCACUGGCAUAUGUGGUUCAGCCCUUGUUUUGUUACUAAUAUUUGUGUUUUGUUUUUCCUUUGAAUUCAGAUACAGGUUAGCAACAAAUGCGUGUGUGUCCCUUUUGGAGGGAAAAGCGCAGGAAGGUUUGGUUAGUAUUUGAAUGACUCAGGAAACUUUGGUCGGUUCCUAUCUGUGCAUUCUGUUGUACUAGCGGCUUGAUUGGCUUUGAGUUCUUUAACAAAAUAAAUGUAAUGCUUAAAGUUGACAUUUGUGGGGGGUUUUUGUUUUUGUUUGCUCCUUUUUGAUUUGGAUUUGGCAGUUUAUGGACCAGUAUGUGGAUAACCUGUUACUUCCACAUUUUCAGAAAUAUUAUAUAGUGCAUGUAAUGUAAGACCUCCUGCGUAAAAUUAAAUCCUUUAAAAGGGGACCUAUUAUGCUCAUUUUCACAUUUGUAUUCUUGGACUCUACUAGAAUGAAUUUGCAUGAUUCACAGUUCAAAAUAAUCCUUAUUUAUCUUAUACUGGGCUUCCCUGAAAACCCUUAGCAGAUGCAACCUGUCUGAAACAAGUCAUUUGGGCUACCGUACCCCUCCCUUUAAGAUUUCUAGAUUUCUUCUGAUUGGCGGUCCCUCACAAACAGAAGACUUGAACAGCAGGAGGGUGAAGUAAUUCUCAAAAAUGAGAUACUACAGAUCUGGGGUCUGGAUAUGAAAGGGAAUAUUCAUAGCAGUCUGAAGCCUGAACUUUGACUCUCAUUUAAACUUUGGCCAGGUUUGAUAUAGCACCAUGUAUCACCGCAUUGUGAUAUAUAUAACAAGAAAAGCAUAAUAGGUCCGCCUGAUUUCUUCUCUUUGUUUUUAAAUGAAUCCGAUACUGGCAAUGUAGCGCUGUGUUUGUGUUUUGUUAGAUGUGGCAGUAAAAGCUCGAGUCUGAGGUUGAGGAAAGGAUGAGGAAAACUAUUCAAAUGACCUGAUUUUAAAUUUUUUUUUUUUUAUAUUAAACGCGAGCUUUUGCGGGAAUGAAAUGGCACAUUGUGUAUUCUAACAAAUGAAGACGUUCAUCAAAAAACAGAUGAUGAAAUGGGAUGCCUUUGCUAAUGAAACUCUCUUUCAUCAAAGCACAUCUUGCAAUAAGAUCAUCAGCCAGCAAAAUGACCUCUGAAUACAAAUUAUCUGAAAAUCUGGGGAUUUAUCACAACAUGAGCCGUGAGGAUUUCUUCUCUUGUUUGGGAGGAAAGUUUUCAUUUGUCCCCCUCCUUUGACUUCCAGCAUUUGGCACUAACCCUGUGAUCUUUGUUUUAAUAGCCCAAGCCUUACUUUACUACUCAGUGUUUAAAAUAUACAUUAAAAAUGCUUUUAUUUGAAAUGUGUAUCCUUUAAGAUGGAAGACUGUACUUUGUAUUAAACCUGUUUUUUGAAAAGUUUUGGCAUGUUUAAAGCAGAUUUGUGGUAUUUAUAACUUGUGGCAUUCUUGAACUAAUGAAAUUGAAUUAAAGAUGUCUAUAUUUAUUACCAGA
Molecule: messenger RNA, 3254 nt
Organism: Archocentrus centrarchus (flier cichlid)
Lineage: Eukaryota; Metazoa; Chordata; Actinopteri; Cichliformes; Cichlidae
Gene: rab12
Product: RAB12, member RAS oncogene family
Exons: 6
Coding region: 1-735 (244 amino acids)
Molecular function (GO): GTPase activity; GTP binding
Source: RefSeq, a predicted model, not a curated record